Uloborus diversus is the source of this 1951-nucleotide messenger RNA. Its product is annotated as 3-hydroxyisobutyryl-CoA hydrolase, mitochondrial-like. Lineage: Eukaryota; Metazoa; Arthropoda; Arachnida; Araneae; Uloboridae. Gene Ontology annotation, cellular component: mitochondrion. Gene Ontology annotation, biological process: L-valine catabolic process. Gene Ontology annotation, molecular function: 3-hydroxyisobutyryl-CoA hydrolase activity. The record is from RefSeq and is a predicted model, not a curated record.
CAAACAAGAACUCUCGUGGUGCCAUGAGAAUUAAAAAUUGAAUUAAGAAGUCUGGGCUGAAGCUUCUUAAAAUUUUCUUCAAUUGAAAUUUAUUUGUUUUGCUGCAAAGUUUACCGAUAAAAUUUAAACAAAUUCACAGAACGUUUUUACGAAAUUCAACAUUCAAAGGUCAUUUAGAUCAUGUUCACGAUAUUAUCCAUUUGCACCCGAAAUUCUCACCGGGUGUCCAAAAUCCUUGUGAAAACAGCGAAGAGAACAAUGAGUACCGAAAGUGAUGUCAUUUUGGAGACAGCAGGAAAUAAAGGCGUCAUAACUCUUAAUCGUCCCAAAGCUCUAAAUUCUUUGAAUUUGAGCAUGAUUCGAAAAAUUUAUCCGCAACUGAAGGCAUGGGAUUCAGAUCCUGCAAUAAAAAUGGUGAUAGUUAAAGGUUCCGGUGAUCGUGCAUUUUGUGCUGGAGGUGAUGUGAGAGCACUUGUUCAAGCACAUAGAGAAGGAAAUCCGAGUUUGGGGGAAGAUUUCUUUCGUGAAGAAUUUCAAUUGAAUAAUUUAAUAGGCACAUUACAAAUUCCAUAUGUUGCACUUAUUGAUGGAAUAACAAUGGGAGGGGGCAUUGGAAUUUCAGUACAUGGUGCAUAUAGAGUAUGCACUGAAAGAACCGUGUGUGCUAUGCCAGAAGCAGCUAUUGGCUUUUUUCCUGACGUGGGUGGUAGUUACUUCCUUCCAAGACUUCCUGGAAAAAUGGGUAUCUUUCUUGCUCUCACUGGAUAUCGCUUACAAGGUCGUGAUGUUUUUAAAGCUGGAAUUGCCACUCAUUUUGUUGAUACAACUAACCUGAAAAAUUUAGAGCUUGAUUUAAUGAGAUUAGAGAACCCAUCUCUGGCUGACAUUGAUAGAAUAUUAUCGAAAUUUCAGGAGCAAUGUGAGAUAGAUUACAAGAAAGAAUUUGCUUUAAAACCUGUCAUGGGGAAAAUGAAUACUGUAUUUGAAGCUGACAGUGUUGAAACUAUUAUGAAUGCUCUUCAGAAAGAAGGUUCCGAAUGGUCUCGGAAACAGCACGAAGUUCUAAGCAAAUUGUCUCCAACUUCGUUGAAAGUUGCAUUCCAACAAAUAAAACGUGGUGCCAAUAUGACGCUUCAAGAUUGCUUGAAAAUGGAAUAUAGAAUGAGCCAAAAGUUUAUGCAAGCGUCGGAUUUUCAUGAAGGUGUUCGAGCUGUUCUCAUUGAUAAAGAUAAUAAACCUACUUGGAAACCAGCUUCAUUAACCGAAGUCACAGAAGAUAUUGUGAAUUCCUAUUUUCAGCAGUUGCCAGCUGACAAAGAAUUAAAACUUUGAUUUGUGUUUUAACAACUGAUGUUACAAAUGUGAAAGUGCCGGAAACCUGGCAGUUCAUGAUUUAUAAAAUUUGUUAUUGUUUGUUAAAAAUUUGGCUUUAAAAAAAUUAAGAUUUUUUAAAUUAGUCCUAAGAAAUACACUUGUUAAAAAAAAUUGUUAAAGAGACCAAUGAUGAUAUUCAGAACAGUAUGUUCUAAUUCCUUCAUUGGGAAAUGAUUUGGUCUUUGAAAAUGAUAUUAAUGCUUUUGUUCUAUCACUGAUUCAAUGACAACGUAAACAAACAUCCAGUUUCUACAAAGACAUAAAAGUUACGUGCUGUUGAAAUGAAAGCUUCUGCUUCACAAUUUUGAUGAUAUUCUAAGUUAAAUGCUUAUGUUAGAAUAACUUCAAAACAAUUAAUUCUUGUUCCAGUCAUUUUGUUGUUCUUAGAAGUUAUCUGCUUAAAAUUACAAUGUGUAAAAUUUAGAAGCAUAUUGUUAAAUUUAAUGGGCUAAGAACAUUCUCUCCUUGUAAAGGUCAGAGUUAUUUUCAUUUACCUUCACUUGCAAAAUGUGGUCAACCUUGAUAGACAAAGUGAUCGGAACUGGACCUCCCUUGAUGAAUGAAAAAUUCAGGACAA